Molecule: messenger RNA, 5836 nt
Organism: Pangasianodon hypophthalmus (striped catfish)
Lineage: Eukaryota; Metazoa; Chordata; Actinopteri; Siluriformes; Pangasiidae
Gene: trak1a
Product: trafficking protein, kinesin binding 1a
Exons: 15
Coding region: 1256-4060 (934 amino acids)
Biological process (GO): anterograde axonal transport of mitochondrion; endosome to lysosome transport; neurogenesis
Cellular component (GO): dendrite
Molecular function (GO): GABA receptor binding
Source: RefSeq, a predicted model, not a curated record
UGUACACUUUAGUUUUUAUGUGUAUAUUGUGGUGAAGCGUGGGAGAGUGCUCUUCAUUCAUGCCGUAUGGAGCCGUUUACCCACGCUGGAGGAUUGUGUUGAUCUGUAUUGAAUUUGGGGCUCACUCUGACCCUUUUUGACUUGCACAGAUUAUCCCUCAGUGCUGUCAUCCCCCUCAUCUCCAUGCUGUAGCUUUUUCUUUCUUUCUUUUUUGAGAAAUGGUGGAGAGCAUGACUGGAAUAGCUUGUUUGUUGUUGAGGCCAAACAAAAGUGAGGCAUUCGCAUUCACCACCAUGGCCACCGUUUCCCUCUGCUUUUCAGACCUGCAUGACUGCCGUGUUUCCAUAGAAAUGUGGGGCAAGUGACAAGUGAAUGCUCACCGACCAUAGGUCAGAACAACGCAAAUAGCAUCACAACCAUAAGCCAAAGUCAAAUGGAGGAAAUGCAGAAGAGUUAAUUGCAUUUGUCCUUUAAAAAAAAAGACAGCACACACUUCUGAUGCAAAAACUACAUAGCCUGUGUUUCACUCGAUUUAGUGAGACUUAUUCAAUUACUGUUUAAUUAUGAUCUUAAGGUUCAAGCAAUGCCAUCAAGUGAUCCAUUAAUCCAGUAAAAUGUGUUGUAUUUGUAGUGAUGAGGAAUGUUCCAUGUCUUCAACUUAGCAGUUAACUAGCAUUCAUUUAAAGCUAAUAUAUGAAUUUGCACGGGGCUGUUUGCACCUCUCCCUGUUGUGUUUGCAUUUUUCAUGGCCAUAGGAAAACAGACUCACCUGAGGAUAUCAGAUGGCCACACCUACUCAGCAGGUGUAGCCAAACAUAACUCUGGUACACCUUAACAUGUUGCCAUGGUGCAUUAAAGGAACAAACCAUUCUGGAUUCUAAAGAGAGGGGUGUUUUGAAUUUUUUAUUUAGUUAGGGAAAUGCUACUUUGUUUGCAAGAUACAUACUAUGCAAGUGUCACCACUUUAAAUACCCGUUAAAAUGUUUUGUACAUUACUUCUUAGUCACUGAAUUAGAUUUUACUAAAGUAAUUUGAGAUUAUUUGUUCUGCUCCCCUUAGAUUCUUAGUUAGAUAAAUGGAAGUGGCCUGCACUGAGUCACAGCCUGUUGGCAGGUGUGGGCACGGGAAGUGUUGUGUGUAUAUCUGAGAGGUUUGUCACUUUGAGGAAAAUAAAUGGAUAAACAUGACAGUAUUGCAGCAGGCUCGGGACCUCAGGCUCAGUGGCCUGGUUUUGCAUCACUAGGCUGUUAAGACCAUGGAAUUGCCUCCUCACAACUCAGUUGAGGAAAACUAUGAGUAUGACUCGUCUGAGGUGCUGGAUUAUUCAGCUCUGUCUAGCUUCACCAAUUCAAACUUUGCUGAUGAUGAACAGGAAGAUGGGGAACUGUAUACUCUGGAAGAAGUUCUGUGUGCUGAAAGAGUGGGCCAGAUGACUAAGACAUACAAUGACAUAGAUGCUGUUACACGUUUGCUUGAAGAGAAAGAACGGGACCUGGAGUUAGCAGCGCGCAUAGGCCAGUCCCUACUGAAGAAAAACAAAACCCUGAGUGAAAGAAAUGAGUUUCUGGAAGAGCAAGUGGAGCACAUACGGGAGGAGGUUUCUCAGCUGCGUCAUGAUCUCUCUAUGAAGGAUGAACUGCUCCAGUUCUACACCAGUGCUGCUGAGGAGAGCGAGGGAGAGUCGGUCACCUCUACCCCGAUCCCUCGGAAUGAAUCCUCAUUUUCGGUGCCAAAUUACUUCCCUCUGGACUCACUACAAAAGAAGCUCCAAGACCUAGAGGAGGAGAACAUUGUGCUGCGAUCUGAGGCGUGUCACUUGGAGACGGAGACCAUCUCGUAUGAGGAGAAGGAACAGCAGCUGGUUAAUGACUGUGUGAAAGAGCUCAGGGAUGCUAACGUACAGAUCUCGUCACUUGCGGAGGAGCUGGCGAAGAAGACGGAAGAUGCCUCCAGGCAGCAGGAAGAGAUUACACACCUGCUCUCUCAGAUUGUGGACCUCCAGAAAAAGGUUAAAUGUUAUGCACUAGAAAAUGAGGAGCUCACACAGCACCUGGGAGCUGCUAAGGACGCCCAGAGACAGCUCACUGCUGAGCUGCGGGAGCUGGAGGAUAAGUAUGCAGAGUGUAUGGAGAUGCUGCAUGAAGCCCAAGAGGAGUUGAAGAACUUCAGGAACAAGACAGUGUCUCAAAGCACGCCACGCCGCUUUCACCCGCUUGGCUUUUUUCCCAUGGACUCCUUAGCUGCUGAAAUUGAAGGGACCAUGAGGAAAGAGAUUCAGAUGUCUGACCCGGAAGUGGAAGAUCAGAGGUUACACCCAAAGCGAGUCUUCCAAACAGUGCGCAACAUCAAUCAGGUGGUUCGUCAGCGCUCACUCUGCCCCUCCCCCAUGAACAUCCCAGGCUCCAAUCAGACAUCGUCCUUGAAUUCUAGGCACUCCAGCUGUCUGAGCACACCCAGGUCCAGUGUUUAUGGGGGAGAAGGGAGUGUCAUGGACAACCGCACCAACAGCAUGAUGCUGGAGAGCCACACUCCACAGGAGUGUUCAGAAGACUCGAACAAGAAGCCUGGUACUCCUGGCACACCUGGAUCUCACGACCUGGAGGCAGCGCUACGGCGGCUCUCGCUUCGCCGUGACAACUACCUGAGCGAGCGGCGCUUUUUUGAGGAGGAGAGAGAACGCAAGCUGCUGGCACUAGCCGAGGAGAAGAGCGAGCCAUGUGGAGACGGUGAUGGAGAAGGAGGAGGCUCACUCACACAUGCAGACAGCAUCCUAUCUCUGGGCACUCUGCAUUCGGUCUGCUCUGUGUACAGCAGUCGCUCCUACCUGCCCGAGAAGCUGCAGAUCGUCAAGCCUCUGGAAGGGUCAGCGACUCUGCAUGCGUGGCAGCAGCUGGCCCAGCCCAACCUUGGUGGCAUUCUGGAUGCUCGGCCAGGGGUAGUGACCAAGGGCUUCCGCCAUCUCCAGCUUGACCUCGAGGAGGUCUAUAAGUUCACAGACUUGGAGGAAGAUGAGUCAGCAGAGCAUCAGAACUCUCAGCCCACUCUCUCUACCUCAGGCCUGGGCUCACUGUCCUGUUCACCGAGCUCAAACCUCCAUCAGCAGGGGGAGCAGCACCGAUUAGAGAGACCAGGGGCAGAGCCAGAGCUACAGGAGAUGGGAGGAGAUGCACAGAAUGAGGAGGAGGAGAUGGCAUCUGUGCAUUUUCCUGGUAAAUGUAUGUCUCACACAAACUCUACCUACACCUUCACUACUUGCCGGAUACUCCACCCCUCUGAUGAGCUGACCAGAGUCACUCCCAGUGUGAUGGCAGCAGGUGCCUCCCAGGUCCCCUGUCUGAAGAGCAUCAGUAGUGUGCACUCUACUCCAGCCUCUACCCCCUGCACACCACGCCGGCUCAGCCUGGCUGAGAGCUUCACUAAUCUGCGGGAGCACACCAAAACCACAAGCAUCUCUCUGGGCCUGGUGCGCCUCCUACAGGAGCGUGGGAUUUCUGCAGCUGUCUACAACCCUCACAGCUGGGACCGGGCUGAAAAAACACCUAACAGCUCACAAUCUGUUUCAAGAACAUUCCCCACUGCCCCAGGCCCAGACACCAUGCCCUCGACACCCCCAAACUCCCCCGCCCAAUCCAAACCCAGCAGCCCUGUGCUGCCUAUGGACUUCAGCCCCUCCGACCCACCUUACGAGAACUUCCUCGCUUCACGGCCCGCCAGUUCCAUUCUGAAGGAGAUGCGGGGAGCAGAAACCAAGCUGCGCACGGAAUCCCAGUGCCAGACAGAGAUGAGCAUACAAAAUCUGCGGCUUGUGGACAAAGUGAAGCGCUUCAGCCUCGGCCCAAGAGCUGUGACUCCAGGUCCUGGGGUAGUUUUAGCCACCCCUUCUUUCGGGACCCAACCUGGGCUGCCCAGCCCCAUAGCAGGACUGACCGGGAUCCGGAGAAACCGAAGUUACCCGGUUAUGGUUGGGGCUAGUAUGGCGAUGAAGGGAUUGGGGCCACCUAGUGAAGACUUGCUCCUGCCCCCCAAACCUUCUAGACAGGCUAGCCUUAGUGAGGAGUGAGCAUUGCCUCUCUGUCAAUCGUUCUUUGUAUAUACAUGAAUAAAAUACAUUAUUCUCAUGACAGAUCGACUGUGCCUGUAAAACAGAUUUGUAUAGAUUAUUUUGUACAGCAGCUGUAACUGUAAUACCAUUUUAUUACUAUUAUUUUGUCACACUUACAGUGCCAUUCAGCCAGAGAGAUCACAGUAUGUCUUUGAUUCUGUAAUCCCCUACUGUAUAAAUUGUGGAAUAAUUGCACUUCUGCAUUACAAGAAAAUGUAGCAUAAGGCCUGUUUUUAAGCACUUUUUGAUUUUGACUACUUUGGCAUAACUGUGCUAAAAGACCAUAACCCUGUAAUCUUUUGGUUGGCUAAUGUGCUCUUCCUGAGCCCAAAGCACCUCUGGUUGGAUUUUCGUCUGAAAAACUGAAACACUAAUAACAUCCUUAUGCUAAUCCUAGAGAGUACAAUAAAGAACAAUAGCAUGUUAGCGCCCAGUUAAUGUGACUGAUUUCAGCCCUGUCUCUCCCCUCAAAACAAUCUCAUUAAAUUAUUAAUACCCAUUUAAAAAAAAAAAAAAAGCAUAGUUUUACUUGCCCACACCAUUAUCCCUGUAAUUGCCUACAAAAUCCCUAUACAGCUGUGUAUUCACAGCAUGUGAAAUCCCUCAAAUGGUUUGUUGUAUAAUGCUUAUUACAAUGUAAUAAACAUAUGAAUAGCCCUUAAGAUGGGCGCUGGUAGGAAAUCUGUAGUAGCACAAAUAAGGGCACACACUGUACUGUAAUUUAUCUGUGAGUCCAGAGUUGUGGUAAAGAGCUGUAAGGAAUCAGAGACUGGUGUUGCAGUGGUAGGAAACUGACGUCCUUGUUUGGUUGUGUGUGAUGGAUUUUUUUUAUUUUUUUUUUUUUGGCGGGGGGGGAGGAAAGACCAAUGUUAUUUAUAAGUGUAUGUGUGUUAAAUAAAUGCAAUCGAUUAACUAGGUAUAAAAUACUCAAAGGCAGAAUAUUUACAACCUCCUGGAUAAUGAUGGUGUCCAGUUCUUCUGAUUGAAACAGUAUAACUCUGCAGAUGCUUCGGAAGCUUCUGGCCAGUAUUAUGUUCUGUUUAAAAGCUGUAAAGUGUGUGUAUGUUUGAGAGGUCAUUACCCUCCAAAGACUGAACUGUAAGCUUUACUUGCAUUAUGUGAGUUUGUCCUUUGACAGCAAUAUCCUAGUGCCUGAUGUCAAUAAUUUAUUAUUUAACCCUAUUUUGAGUGACUUCCAUUCUGAAGACUUUGCCUCAGUAUACAUUGUUGUUAACACGGUAUCUAAGGUGUUGGUGUUGCCCUAACAGGAAGGUUUUUAAUUUUGCAAUGCAGUUAAUAUAAUAUAUGAAGGAUGUUUGAUUCUCGAGAAAUCAUGUUGUCUAGAAAGCACAUACAGCCAUACCUUUGGUCUGAACCAUGCCUGUAUUUUUAUUUUUAUUUUUUUGUAAUCAUGUUCUUGGUUGCAUCAGAAGGUUGUCUGUUGAAGAGGUGUGUGCACUUAACCUCGACUUGAACAUGUUAGUGUUGCAGAAUCACAGAGGUGUCAUACAUGAAGUUCAUUGCAGUUGCAGACUUUUAUUUCCUCAGACCAUAUAAAGGGAAGUUUUGCCACUUGUACACUGUAAAUUGUAAAGAUAGAAAUAUGUUUUUAUACAAAAUGCCAUAAAAUACUGAAUAAAUGGAUGAAAGUGUGAGAAAGUGUCAAAAAAAAAUCCUGAUUUGUUUUCAGGAACUUUGAAUGCAGAAAAGGUCAUCAAUAAAUGAAUUAAUACA